GAACUACAUAGCAAUUUCCAUCGGCGAAAAAUAGACGGAGAGAAUGAAUAUCCCCAUAGUUUUGGCUGUAUUUGUUGUCGUCUGCUUAACUCUGAUAGCUGGUCAGAGGGAUGACUGCGAGCAACUGAAACGGGCGUGCGAUAGCUGCGUGAAUCGCCCGGAAAAUGCGGGUGAUCGCAACCGUAAUCUCCCCACGUUGAACAGGGAGUGCAGGAGGAAGACUCGCAAUACCUGGGUUUGGCGCGAUAUAAACCGAUGCGAGCUUACCAGAUUGAAUUGCCUGGGAUCCGAUCGCCGGAUGAACUGCGACGAUAUAGCUGAACUUGCCAGAAUGCGACGUGUCAGGAACUGAGGCAGCAUUGCCAAUCGAUAAUGAUGAUAAUUGAAAAUAAAAUC
Messenger RNA from Drosophila miranda, 396 nucleotides. RefSeq lists its product as uncharacterized. The transcript is spliced from 3 exons. The coding region runs from base 44 to 352 and encodes 102 amino acids. Lineage: Eukaryota; Metazoa; Arthropoda; Insecta; Diptera; Drosophilidae. The record is from RefSeq and is a predicted model, not a curated record.